AUGACUGACACUCUGGAUGACCUGUAUCAUGCGCUGAGGGUCAGCCUGAACCAGAGCAGCUCGAGCAUCUUUGAGGACGUGGAGAUGGCACAGGACGAGCUUUAUUCUGGACCUGUCGCCGAGUCCCUGCCCACGAGUAUAUCAGCCUUCCACCGACGCCGGAGCCGCGCAGACUCCACCACCAGCUUCGCUUUCUACCCAGACGACCCUGACGACCUAGACAGAGAGGCGCUGCUGGCCGAGGAGGGAAUUGUUUCGAUCGAAGACCUGGACGAGAUUCCCUUUGCAGUAGACAUAGGCGACGAAGAAGACGACGAGGAGGAGGCGGUCACGGGUGUGCUUCUCCCACAGGAGAGCCCGGGUUCCAGCGACAGGCCGUCACAGGAUGACGACUCCUUCGCGCGCAGGCGCUCCUCGGCGCACUCUCACCACUCAGUCCACUCGCGGCUGAUACGGCGGGAGAGCAACAUGACGGAGACGAGUGCGUAUGGCGGCGGACGCUUCUCACAAAAGGUGUACAUGCCAAAUGAGGACCUGAUGAUUGUCAUCGCUGGCUUUCGGACCAGCAACGUCGGGCUGGCGGCGUACACGUUCAUGUGUGCAACAUCUUUUGGGCUGGCUUGGCUGCUGUUCCGGUGGUUGCCAAGAUGGCAUGUCUGGCUGACUGGAAAGAAAGCACCGCUCAGAGAGGCGUCAUGGGUGGUCAUCGAGAACCAGUGGAAUGAGAUGGCCAUACUGGACGUUGAUUCCAAGCCCUACGGGCGGGCGCUCUCCACUGUUUUUGGGAGCUCCGGGAAGAAACUUUCGUCGAGCGCGUAUACCUUGGAGUAUGACGACGAUCCGAUCUUGGACGAGCUGAGGGUAAUCAACUACCGUUAUGUGCGGUUCUACUACGACCCGCUCCGGGACAAGUUCAGAGUGAGCCACGGUUGGAAGGAUCCCCUGUGGACUGACGUGCUGGCCGUCAAAGAGGGCGUGGACAGUGAGGAGAAGAGCAACCGCGAGCUGGUGUUUGGGUCGAACCUCAUCGACAUCGAGCAAAAGUCCGUCUUCCGACUCCUCGUCGACGAGGUGUUCCACCCCUUCUACGUGUUCCAGAUCGCAAGUCUGGUGCUGUGGUCGAUGGACUCGUAUUACUACUAUGCCGUUGCCAUCUUCGUCAUGUCCGUGGUUAGCAUCGCGGCCACUCUCGUCGAGACCCGCUCAACGAUGAAACGCCUCAGGGAGAUCUCUCGCUUCGAAUGUGACGUGCGGGUGCUGAGAGAUGGGUUCUGGAGCUACAUCAGCUCAGGGGAGCUGGUGCCAGGCGACAUUUACGAAGUGACCGAUCCGAAUCUGUCCCAGUUCCCGAGCGACAGCAUUUUGCUCAGCGGAGACUGCAUCGUCAACGAAAGUAUGCUGACAGGAGAAUCGGUGCCUGUUUCGAAAGUCCCGGCCACAGACGACACCCUGCGAGACAUGAACUUGUCCGCAUCGCAGGUCAUGCCGGAGAUCGCGCGGCAUUUCCUGUUCUGUGGUACCAAGAUCAUCCGCGCCAGGAAACCACAGGACGACCGGGACGAGGAGGCAGUGGCACUGGCCAUGGUCGUCAGGACAGGCUUCGACACCACCAAGGGAGCUCUGGUCCGAUCCAUGCUCUUUCCCAAGCCUUCGGGGUUCAAAUUCUACCGGGACUCAUUUCGCUACAUAGCAGUGAUGGGGUGUGUGGCCCUAGUGGGCUUUACGGCAUCAUUUGUCAACUUCAUACGCUUGGGGUUGGCCUGGCACCUCAUAAUUGUUCGGGCGCUGGACUUGAUCACCAUCGUCGUGCCACCCGCCUUGCCUGCUACACUGACAAUCGGCACCAACUUCGCGUUGAGCCGGUUGAAGGCGAAGCAAAUAUUCUGCAUCAGCCCGCAGAGAGUCAAUGUGGGCGGCAAGCUGGACAUCAUGUGCUUUGACAAGACUGGGACGCUCACCGAGGACGGCCUGGAUAUUCUGGGCGUAAGGGUAGUGAAUCGCGCUGCGAAUCGAUUCGACGACGUCCUCACCGAUCCAGCAACAAUGGUACCCAAGGCAGAUUCUGCCGCCCACGAGACCUCUGCUCCGUCUUACGAUGUGCAGAAAGCAGCUCUAUACACAAUGGCAACAUGCCACUCCCUACGAUCUAUCGACGAUGAGCUUGUGGGAGACCCGUUGGACGUCAAGAUGUUUGACUUUACUCGUUGGACAUACGAAGAAGGCCAGCAGAGCUCCGGUGGUGACGACGAUGAGGAGAAUCUAGGCCUCUCGCCAUCAAUUGCCAGGCCGCCACCAGAGAUGGCCCAUGAGCUGACCAGCACCAACAGGGCUGGCGAACUGGUGCCCCUCGAGCUGGGCGUGCUGAAGUUGUUUGAGUUCGUCUCCCAGCUCCGGAGGAUGAGUGUCAUCGUUCGUACGUUUGGCCAGCCGAGCGGCGACAUCUAUGUUAAGGGAGCGCCCGAGUGCAUGCGAGACAUCUGCCGAGCGGAAAGCUUCCCGUCAGACUACGACGAGCAGCUGGCUUACUAUACCCACAAGGGCUAUCGCGUGAUCGGGUGUGCCACAAAGCAUAUAAAGAAGCUGACCUGGGUCAAGGCGCAAAAGAUGACGCGAGCAGACGUCGAGUCAGAACUUGACUUUGUCGGUUUCAUCAUCUUCGAGAACAAGUUGAAACCGAGCACGGCGGCGGUGCUAGAUGAGCUUCUGCAGUCCAAUAUCGGCGCUGUGAUGGUGACGGGGGACAACAUCCUCACAGCCAUCAGCGUUGCCAGGGAGUGCAACAUGAUUAACAAGACUGCGCACUGCUUCGUGCCUCGCUUCGCAGAGGGACAUUCGAGGGAUCCCGAAGCAAAGCUGCAGUGGGAGAGCAUUGAUGACCCUGCCUACCAGUUGGACGAGAAGACACUGGUGCCACUACCAGCACCGGUGGACGGAGACGCAUCGCUCCCCUACAACAUAUCCAACCUACGCAACUACUCUAUCGCCGUCAGCGGUGAUGUUUUUCGCUGGGUGGUUGACUUCGCGCCCGUUGAGGUGCUGCAUAGGAUGCUCGUCGCAGGCAAGAUAUACGCACGUAUGUCACCUGACGAGAAGCAUGAGCUCGUCGAGAAGCUCCAGAGCAUCGACUACUGUGCUGGCUUCUGCGGCGACGGCGCCAAUGACUGCGGCGCGCUGAAGGCGGCAGAUGUGGGUAUCUCGCUUUCCGAGGCUGAAGCCUCGGUAGCAGCCCCGUUCACAAGCCGGGUCUUCGAUAUCACUUGCGUACCUGCCGUCAUCCGCGAAGGCCGUGCAGCUCUGGUCACCAGCUUCAGCUGUUUCAAGUACAUGAGUCUCUACUCGGCGAUUCAGUUCUGUUCUGUGUCCUUCCUCUACGCCUCCGCCUCCAAUCUUGGGGACUUCCAGUUCCUCUUCAUCGACCUCGCGCUGAUUCUUCCCAUCGCGGUGUUCAUGUCCUGGGCAGGGCCGUUGCCCGAGCUCUGCCGCAAGAGACCUACCGCGGACCUGGUCUCCCGCAAGGUCUUGACGCCUCUCAUCGGCCAGAUGUGCAUCUGCAUCCUAAUUCAAGCCGUGUCGUUUGUGGUGGUCCGGAAGCAGCCAUGGUUCAUCCCACCCAAGGUGAACCAUGACAAAUCGAACAUCAAGAACUCGGAGAACACAGCGCUGUUCCUGGUCAGCUGCUUCGAGUAUAUCUUGUCUGGAGUGGUGCUAAAUGCCGGCCCACCGUUCCGUGUCGGCGUGCGGAAGAACUGGCCGUUUCUGGUAACGAUUGGUGUGACACUGGUGAUCACGCUGUACAUGGUGAUGGGGCCCGCGCGCUGGCUGGCCAAGGGAAUGCAGCUGACCAAGAUCAGUUGGGAUUUCAAGCUGUUUCUUGUCAUGCUGGGCCUGGUGUAUCUGGUCGCCGCGUGGACGGGCGAACAGCAUGUAUUCCAGAAGCUGGCGAGGGUGUUUGGUAAGCUCAGACAGGCGGCGACUGGGAAGAGGAAGCAGAGAAAACAGUACAAGGUCAUCAGAGAGGAGAUGCAGGGGCUGAUGUAG
Messenger RNA from Cryphonectria parasitica EP155, 4038 nucleotides. RefSeq lists its product as uncharacterized. Gene Ontology annotation, molecular function: P-type ion transporter activity; ATPase-coupled monoatomic cation transmembrane transporter activity; ATP binding. Gene Ontology annotation, biological process: intracellular calcium ion homeostasis. Gene Ontology annotation, cellular component: membrane. The record is from RefSeq and is a predicted model, not a curated record. Lineage: Eukaryota; Fungi; Ascomycota; Sordariomycetes; Diaporthales; Cryphonectriaceae. The transcript has 3 exons. The coding region runs from base 1 to 4038 and encodes 1345 amino acids.